Molecule: messenger RNA, 1012 nt
Organism: Amoebophrya sp. A25
Lineage: Eukaryota; Dinophyceae; Syndiniales; Amoebophryaceae
Source: the annotation of a GenBank genome assembly
CCGCGAAUCAAGCUACGAAGAAAAAGGCUGAAAUUUCUGAUCGGACGCCUUUGUAUUUGGAACCUAUGGAUCCAGAGGAAGUCGUUUUCAGCGAUAGCGACAGCGAAUUUGAAAGGCACGUGAUUUUAAGGCCUUUUCUGCACGUGAUUGCUUUUGAAAUCCAUCUUCGUCCCCAGCAUCUUGCUUGGCCUUCCUGUUUGUGAAAGCAACAAGAAAACGAGCACCGCACCAAGAUGUUGAUGGAUUUCUGCAACUUCUAAUGAUUGGGAAAUUAAUGACAGGCGCACCUAGACGGGCGCCGGGUUGCGACGUCCAGCGGGUGUUAAAGGCGGUGUCAGAGCGCGAUGGAGCGUCACAGCUUUUCCUCAGUCCCAGUCCGACAACGGGAGCCAGGCACUUGGCUUCUCCAGACCGCAGAGGUGGAGUCUUGAUUAAGGCUAACAAGCGUAACUAAGUAAUGGUACUAUGUAAUUUAUUUAUUCAUCUCUUGCUUACAGGAACAACAACAUACAAGAACCAUCUUUGAAUCUGUAAUAUCGACCCGCCAGUAGUGGUCGUCGAGGAGUACUAGUACUAGGGACGAUGCAAGUGAACCUGCCAACCACCUGUCUUUGAAGACAAGACAACACUUUUGAAGGGAAGCACACUGGUCAAAGGUGAGACUCUCUAGAUGGGGCAAUUUGUUUAAGGCUUUCUAAUUUGACCGCAGGUUCACUGGUUCAAGAAGCAGCGGGAAGAAUCCUAAGCGUCGAACCAGUCGCGGCAGCAGCUACCGCUGCCGGUGCACUCGUGUCGCGGGCUUUCUCAGUACUCUUGCCGGGUAGUACUAGUAGUGCUGAUGGGAUCAUGAAUGCAGUUGAAGGAACGUCAACUAAAACCCCUGUCAAAUCCAAUAGUGCAGAACAUGAACACCAUCACAACGCAUCUCGUGCAACGGUUACAACGGCCUCAACAACUGCCGGUCGUGCAAAAACAACAGAAACUAGCGGUCGUGCAAGAACAACUGAUGCUG